Molecule: messenger RNA, 2653 nt
Organism: Solea senegalensis (Senegalese sole)
Lineage: Eukaryota; Metazoa; Chordata; Actinopteri; Pleuronectiformes; Soleidae
Gene: znf804a
Product: zinc finger protein 804A
Exons: 6
Coding region: 449-2653 (734 amino acids)
Cellular component (GO): nucleus
Source: RefSeq, a predicted model, not a curated record
UGACGAGGGGAGAGUGAUGAAUGAAAGAUAGGAGCAAACAUCUGAAGAGAGCAGGAAUGAAAGAGGAAAAAGUGAACGGUAGAUGGAGGAAUCUAACAGGAGGUGAAACAAAGAAGGAGGAGAACAAAAAAGCCUUCAGAGGAUAAGAGUGGAAGGAAAGGAGGAGCAAAGUGUGAAAUAUUUAGAAAGAGACCGAGCAGAGAGGAGGCAGAGUCAAAAACUUAGAGAAGAGAGAGCAUAAAUCUGAGCAGUCGAGGGAACCCGUGCUCCUGUUUCUUUCUCUUUUUUUCUGCUUCUUCAUAAAACAGAGGAGAGAAGAUGAGAUGAGGACAGAGGAAAACGCCAGACGAGAGGAAGCAGUUUAAGACUUUUUUUUCCCCCUCAACAUCCACACAGAUAAAGAGAUAAAUAACUAGAUAUUAAAGUGUAUGAAAGCAAACUAUAUCCAAUGGCGUGCUACUACAUUGUGAUCAGUUCCACCCACCUGCGUGACGGACAGUUGAGGAGCAUCAAGGGGGUUUUCAGAGGACCAAUAGGAGCCAACAGCCAACGGAACACGGAGGAAGGAGACUCCAGUUUCUACUGCGAGCUGUGCAAUAAGCAGUACGUGAGACACCAGCAGUUUGACAACCACAUCAACUCCUACGACCACCACCACAAGCAGAGGCUGAAGGAGCUAAAACAGAGGGAGUUUUACAGAGCACUGGCCUGCAGGAGACAGAGGAGGCGCAGGGAGGAGAAGAAAGCGGAGCAAGUGCUGAGGAAGCUUCAUCGACACCAGGAGAGGAGGACAGGAGAGUGCGCUCCAGGUUCCGGUCCCAUGUUCAGAUCCACCACAGUGGCGGUCGAUCCAGCGAUCCAGACCAGACCAGACUUUGAGCAGAACUGGGACGACAUCCACAGAAGCAGCUCCACACUGGGAACAAAGUCUCAAACCCCACUGAUUGGACCCUUCCUGCCCUUGGACCCUGCACUGGAAACCAGACUCCUGAGCAACACACAGUGGGUGUACAAUCAAAUGGACGCAAACAACACAGCAACUUCGGCGGCUGCUGAGUCCUUCAUCCUCAACGAGACUCAUCUGAACCGCAGUGACCGCUCAGCCGCUGCCGUUACGCCGAGCAACAACAACACGACGAACUCUUUAACCAAAACAAGACACUUUAACAAGAUCCCAUGGGCUCAUCAUCAAUUAAGCAACGCCAUUACUCCCAAUAACAUCUCCGUGACCUCCACUAAUGAUGGCUGCAUUUCCAACAAAACCAGCUUCAGUGAGAACCCCACCACCUCCACCUCCUGCUCAACUCUUGCUAACAUGACAAGCAGCACAGCGGUGCAGGGGGCACUCGAUGUCCAAUCUGUCCCUGGCCGAGGCCGUCCUGUGUCCUUCUCUUUGCCUAAAAGGACCUGUGUCCUCCUCCACCAAUCAGCAGCAGUUUUCAUCCAAGCUGGACGAGGCUCAGGAUUGUCUACAAAGCCCGAAAGUAUGAUGUCCCAAAAGAGGAGCAAAGAUCUGGGGGAGAGAGUUGGAAAUGAGCCGCUCAGAUCUGCAGACACCGAUGUGGGAGCUGUGGAUCACUUGGAUAAUAGAAACCGGGGUAGUGCUGAAGCCAGUGUACCCACUGACAGAGGAAAUGGAGGAUUCUUCUUUUCUAAUAAAAAUGGAAAUGGAGCCCAAAUCAGCAGUGAAAGUGAGACUGGAGGAAAUCUUCCCUUAGAUAAUGGGAUACCAGGACAGAUUUGUGACGGUGUAAGCACAACUGUGGCUCAAGCUUCCAUAUGCAGAGACGGUGAGGCUAAAUCCACAAAAGAUGUGGACAAUCGGAUAGAGUUAGAACCCACCCGAGAACUGACAGAUCUGUUUUGUUCUGCUACAAAUCAGCCGGAAGAAUCUAUUUCUGGUGUUUUAGAUGAGACCAAAGAGUCUUCAGUUCAAUCGCAGCCCAAAGAAUCAAACCCCUCCCUGUCAAACUGCACAAAGGACCCAGCGUUUUUGUCCUUAAGUCGUCCCAAAGAGCCGUUUUAUAGUGUCCUGAGCCGAGACGGCAGCAGGGUUCUUCUCUGGCCAUCAGAGAUGGUUAGCUACACCAAGACGUCACCAUCCAUAUCCUACAGUGUCAACCCUCUCCUGCAUGACUUCAGAGCACACAACAGGGCCAGGGAAAGGGGUGAGGGCAAGAAAGGAGGGACGGAGGAAGGCGAUGGGAGAAUAAAGCCAUCUGUGAUCAAACAACCUGACUGCCAACAGAGGAACAAUGAUACAGCGGGAGGAGGGUGGGCAAAGAUAGAUGAAAGGGAGGAAGAGGAUGAGGCAGGAAAUCCUAUUGAACCUGUAGCCUGUUGCAGCAGUGGCAACACAGCUCUGGAUUGCUCCGGCUGCUACGAUGCAAAUGCUUUAGCAUUAGUUCCCGUUUCUGCAGAAUGUCACCUUGCACCAGCACCGGGCCUUCAAAAGAGUGGAGGGGGGCAGAGGAGGAGGAGGAGGAAGCGCAGGGGAGGGGCGCAGCACGUGAGCAAGAAAUUUGUCUUGUUCCUCCACCUCACGGGGAAACAGCGGGUGAUCCUGCGAUUAGCCUCAUCCCUGCUCCCUUUAGAGAAACAGCAUGCAGUCAAAGACAAACAAUACCUGCAGGACACGGCAAUCUCGUGUUAG